AUGCCGGUUCAUUCGCAGGAAAAUCUCGAGCUAAAGAAAUCUCUCGACGCAAUUCGAGAUGAAAUCGACGGAUGGAUUAUGAUUCAAAAGGUGGCUGAGUUGCGAAACGAGGAGCAACAAACGAAGAUAAUGGCACCGUUGAAUGCAAAAAACCCUAUCCUCCAAUCGACACUACCGCAAGACCUUGUGCAUGCAGUGGCGAAGAUGUUUCAUAAAACGAGCGAUGUCGAAUCACUGUUGAGGGAAAACGGCAAUCUUCAGAGUCAAAUCGAUUGGAUUACAAAUGAGUUAGAGUUUGAAACGGGAAUGAUUAAAGACUUGCGCGCUUUGUGCCUUUUGGAGACGAGUCGCUUAAAGCAGGAGGAGCAAUUCUGGUCCGAACAAGUGGAGAUCACGAAUAAACUGGCCACCGAAGUUCAGGAACUCGAAAAGAUGCUUGAGCAACCACUG
Molecule: messenger RNA, 450 nt
Organism: Mesorhabditis belari
Lineage: Eukaryota; Metazoa; Nematoda; Chromadorea; Rhabditida; Rhabditidae
Source: the annotation of a GenBank genome assembly